AUGUCUGCCGUGCGGUUUCUCUCCCGCCUGACGGGGCCGCUUUGCCUCAGACGCUCCCUGCUCGCCGGGGGAGGGUCGGGUCGGUUCCCUGCGGCCGCGUUGUGCGCCCUAUCCAGCCGCUGCCCGAGCCAUGACGUUUCGCGGCAGAGGACGCGGCCUGUGGGGACUUUCUCCGCAGCGAAUUUGGUUCAAGCGGCUCCCGGCCCGCUUCAGCCCUACCUGCGCCUCAUGAGGCUGGACAAGCCCAUUGGGACAUGGCUGCUGUAUCUCCCCUGCACCUGGAGUAUAGCCCUUGCAGCAGAACCAGGAUGUUGGCCAGCCUGGGACAUGCUAUUUCUCUUCUGCACUGGUGCAGUUCUGAUGCGUGGAGCAGGCUGUACGAUUAAUGACAUGUGGGAUCAGGACUAUGACAAAAAGGUUACAAGAACAGCAAGUCGGCCACUGGCGGCUGGAGACAUUUCAAGUUUUCAAUCCCUUGUUUUUCUUGGGGGACAGCUUAGUUUGGCUUUAUGUGUCUUACUAUGUUUAAAUUAUUACAGUAUUAUUUUAGGAGCCACCUCUUUAUUGCUCGUGGUGACUUACCCACUUAUGAAGAGAAUAACAUACUGGCCACAGUUGUACUUGGGCCUUACCUUCAACUGGGGAGCCUUACUUGGGUGGUCAGCAGUCCAGGGCUCUUGCGACUGGUCUGUUUGCUUGCCCCUCUAUUUCUCAGGGGUUUUGUGGACAUUGAUGUACGACACAAUCUAUGCUCAUCAGGAUAAAAGAGAUGAUCUCGCCAUAGGUGUGAAAUCGACAGCACUCCGGUUCAGUGAAAACACAAAACAGUGGCUCGGCGGCUUCAGCGCCCUGAUGCUUUUGGGACUUACUGUGACAGGAAUGAAUUGCGACCAGACUUUCCCAUACUAUGCAGCUGUGACAGCUGUAGGCCUCCACUUGGCUCAUCAGAUAUACACUUUGGACAUUCACAAUUCUGAAGAUUGCUGGAAAAAGUUUUCUUCUAACCGCACAGUGGGACUCUUACUUUUUAUAGGGAUUGUACUUGGAAACUUAUGGAAAAGGGAAACUCCAGAAAAAAGCAAGGAAAACUUUUGAUAGUGGUUAGUGCAGAAGAAAUUAAUGCUGUUUUUCAGAUAGGGAAUGAGCAUAAGUAAAAAAGAAAAACACGGCACAAUUUCAGUUUGCACUUUCUUUAUAUUUAAAAUGCUGGUUUGAAGGGCCCAUAUUUUAGAAGACUAUAUAUUUUUUUAAUGUAUAAACUUCUUAUCACCAUAUGAUCUUGUUUGAGUUCUUCUUUUCAAAACAUAGGGGAGAAAAAAGUCUAUAGGUCUACACCCUAACCUUAACAUCAUAAAAUUAUAAUGUGUGUGAGAGAAUUGUGUAUAUAUCAUGGACAAAUAACUUUUGCAAUAGUGUGACUUAUGAAAUAGUUUCGGUCAAAGAAUUAUAUUGUGCUAUGUUCAAAACUGUAAACUAUAAAGUGAUGGUUGUCAAGGUGA
Molecule: messenger RNA, 1499 nt
Organism: Elgaria multicarinata webbii
Lineage: Eukaryota; Metazoa; Chordata; Lepidosauria; Squamata; Anguidae
Gene: COQ2
Product: coenzyme Q2, polyprenyltransferase
Exons: 7
Coding region: 1-1095 (364 amino acids)
Biological process (GO): ubiquinone biosynthetic process
Cellular component (GO): mitochondrial inner membrane
Source: RefSeq, a predicted model, not a curated record